GGCUGACGCCAAGGGAGAGGUCGCUGCUAGGGACGGUGGUGCUCGCAGUUGCACGUCACAUGCAGAUGGUGAACGACGUGCGGCGGGCAAGCGAAAGACAGACGGGCAGACGGGAGGCCGCCAUAGCCCAGGCUUUGAUGGACGUGCACUCCUCGCCAGGCCUGUGGGAUGCGCCGUUCUUGUUGUCGAAUGCAAUCGUGGCGGGUGUCAUGCCGAGGGAGACGCCGAGGUGGUGGGUGAAAAGAAGGACGGGUGGAACUUGGAGGGACCUCACCAUCGCCGACGAUGCGAGCGAGGACUACUUACAUGACAAACUGCGUAUGACGAGGACGGUGUUCAACGACAUCGUCGCCGCUUGCAGUCCUUUCAUUCAGCGCAGACUGACUCACUAUCGGAAGCCAUUGCAGCCCGACCAUAUCGUGGCUUACGCGUUGUACCGGUGGGCAUCAGGAGAGACUUUCGAGAGCAGCACGUCGUCGUUCGGCAUCGGGAGGUCAUCAUGCAUCAAGGCUGUGGAUCAUGUGACAAAAGCUAUACUGGCUGCGUAUCCGGAGAAGAUAGCGUUUCCUACCGACCGUCGUCUCCUACAGGUUGUCCGAGCAUUCGGCGGCAAAGGUUUCCCUAAUUGCUUGAGCGCAAUCGACUGCACCCAUAUUUACAUUGACAAGCCUGCAAACGCACCGUCCGAAAACUACUUCGAUCGUAAGCAGCAGUUUUCAGUCGUUGCACAGGUCGUCGUCGACCUUGACAUGCGUGUCAUCGACGUGUUCGUCGGUUAUCGUGGAUGUGUCCACGAUGCCCGCGUGCUGCGGAACUCUUCACUACGUAGGCGAGCAGAGGCGGGCGACAUCUUCACGGCGGACCCCAUCAUCCUCCCGGGGGGGGGKAAGGACGACAGAAUACCUGCUGGGGGACAAUGGUUACGCACCCCGCACUUGGAUUGUAGUUCCAUAUGGAGGGUCGGAGCAGACGGGGGACAUCGCUCUUUUCGACACGCGGCCGAAGACAACGAGAGGGGUAGUGGAAAGAGCAUUCGGGCGGCUUAAGGGGAUGUGGAGGUUAUUCCUUCGUCAUCACAAGACGAAUAUGAAUAACCUCC
Molecule: messenger RNA, 1099 nt
Organism: Chara braunii
Lineage: Eukaryota; Viridiplantae; Streptophyta; Charophyceae; Charales; Characeae
Source: the annotation of a GenBank genome assembly